UCCCAGCGCCGAGCCCGUCCCGCGGCGCCGUGCGCAGCUCCCGGCGCGGCGCGGCGCGGGCGUCCCGAGAUGAGCAGCCCCGAUGCGGGCUAUGCCAGCAGCGACGACCAAGCGCAGGGGCGGUGCGCGCUGCCCAUCAUGAUGCCGGCCAUGGGCCCCUGCCCCUGGGCAGAGUCGCUGAGCCCGCUGGGCGAGGCGAAGGUGAAGAGCGAGGCGGCGCCGUCGGGGGCGGCGGGCGGCCGGAGCAAGAGCGAGUCGCGCAUCCGGCGGCCCAUGAACGCCUUCAUGGUGUGGGCGAAGGACGAGCGCAAGCGGCUGGCGCAGCAGAACCCGGACCUGCACAACGCCGAGCUCAGCAAGAUGCUGGGUAAAUCGUGGAAGGCGCUGUCGCUGGCGGAGAAGCGGCCGUUCGUGGAGGAGGCGGAGCGGCUGCGGGUGCAGCACAUGCAGGACCACCCCAACUACAAGUACCGGCCGCGGCGGCGGAAGCAGGUGAAGCGCCUGAAGCGCGUGGAGAGCGGCUUCCUGCAGCACGGCCUGGCGGAGGCGGCGGCGCCGGCGCUGGGCAGCGAGGGCAGCGGCGGCGGCGGCGGCAGGAUGUGCGUGGAGAGCCUGGCGCUGCCCUACGCCGAGCAGGGCUUCGCGGCGGGGCCGGGCGCGCUGGGGCCGGGCGCGGGCCACUACCGGGACUGUGCGCCGCUGGGCGCCGCCUUCGACGGCUACAGCCUGCCGACGCCGGACCCGUCGCCGCUGGACGCGGCGGAGAGCGAGGCGCCCUUCUUCGCGGCGGCGCUGCAGGAGGAGUGCGCGCUGGGGCCCUACAGCUACGCGCCGCACGCGGCGGCCGAGUACGCGCCGGCGGCGGCCGAGAGCCCGGCGGGCGGCGCGCUGCGGCGGCCCCUGGCGCCCGGCGAGCCCCUGGGCCUGCUGGGCUGCCAGGCGCCGCUGCACGCCUACUACGGGCACGUGUGCCAGCCGCCGGGCCCGGGGCGCCCGCUGCCGCCGCCGGCGGGCGGGCAGCCGUCGCCGCCGCCCGAGGCGGCGCAGUGCCGGGAGCCGCUGGAGCACUUGCCGCAGGACGAGCUGCUGGGCGAGGUGGACCGCACCGAGUUCGAGCAGUACCUGCACUUCGCCUGCAAGCCCGACCUGGGGCUGCCCUUCGCGGGCCACGACGCCGCGGGGCUGCCGGCGCCCGAGGGCGCGGCGCCCGUGUCGGCGGCCGUGUCGGACGCCAGCAGCGCCGUCUACUACUGCGGCUACCCCGACGUGUGAGGCCGGGCGGCGCGGCACGGCACGGCACGGACUGCCGGCGAAGCGCCCGACCCCGCUCCUAUUUAUGUAAUUUAUUUGAAUCUUGAGAACUGACAGGGUAUCAGUGACUUACUCGAGGUUUGAAAACGCGACCUACCGUCUUGUUUUCUGAGCAGUGCAGGUCGAGCCAUCUCUGUCCUACAGCGACAUGUAAAACUGUUCCUACUGUGGAAUUUUUAAACGUUGAUCUUAGCUAUAUACUUGGAAUAUAAUUUCUGAGAUCUUGUUAGAGAUCCUUAUGCUUUUGUAAUCUUGUACAGAAUGCUGGGUUUUUUAUAUGUUGGGUUUGUACAGACUAAUUUUGCACUUUUACAAAUAAAGGGAAAAUAAUAAAACUGGUUCGUGAUAUCCCCACAUAGCAGUAGACAUACAAAGGAUGAUAUGUCUGUUUCAAGUCAUUUUCCUGAAGUCCCUUUCAUUAAGGGCUUUCACAACUAAGUGUAUUUCUGUGGUCAUAAUCCCUUUCUCCUUCCACCUGUCUCUUUCAAAUUUUGAACAAAUUUUUGGUUGCUGGAAACUGUUUACUCAGGGUUACUCCAAAGUUUAUUUUCUAAACUUUAAUAAGUGACUUUUCAGAAGAUUGAUUGAUAGGACUGAAUUAAAAAGAAUUAAACACUCUAUUUUAUUUGAAAUGUGAAAAGAAGAUAAGAAAACUCUGACUGAAUUACAUUAGGAUUUGAGUAUUUCAGUGCUUUCAGUGAUCUUUUCAGUGGUAUCCAAUGUUUCCAUGAUCACAUUAAGAAUAAUACUUUGCUCAAAUGUCAGAAUAAGUGCUAAAUGAAGCAGCUCCCUGGACAGAAUGUAUUUCGUGUUUCAAUGAAUGCUUUCAUUGCAGAGGAGUAGGAGAUACCAAGUUUAUUCUGUGGAAAAUGAUACCAGUGAAUCAGGGUUCAAAGCUGAUGAAGAAUUCAGUCAUGAACGUUCGAAGACCAGAGAACUACCACUGCUAGAUUGCUGUAACAUCAAAUCACAAUAAUACAUUAAAAACUACAUUUUGGGGGAGAAA
Molecule: messenger RNA, 2317 nt
Organism: Rhea pennata
Lineage: Eukaryota; Metazoa; Chordata; Aves; Rheiformes; Rheidae
Product: transcription factor SOX-17-like
Exons: 2
Coding region: 70-1272 (400 amino acids)
Biological process (GO): angiogenesis; anatomical structure morphogenesis; vasculogenesis
Molecular function (GO): DNA-binding transcription activator activity, RNA polymerase II-specific; RNA polymerase II cis-regulatory region sequence-specific DNA binding
Source: RefSeq, a predicted model, not a curated record